AUGGCUGAGAUGUUUAUGGAGAAACCCCCUCAUUUUAACUUUGAAUAUAAGGAAAUCGAAUCAAUGGUGGAUGCUAUUCCUUUCAUUGGACCAACUGCAUAUGGUAUCCAUAAAGAACUACCAAGAUGGUAUAAGAUAUUAGAUGAUA
Messenger RNA from Racocetra persica, 148 nucleotides. The record is from the annotation of a GenBank genome assembly. Lineage: Eukaryota; Fungi; Glomeromycota; Glomeromycetes; Diversisporales; Gigasporaceae.